This is a messenger RNA of Lucilia cuprina (Australian sheep blowfly), 1846 nucleotides long. Its product is annotated as zinc finger protein 235-like. NCBI's taxonomy places the organism in Eukaryota, Metazoa, Arthropoda, Insecta, Diptera, Calliphoridae. Gene Ontology annotation, biological process: regulation of DNA-templated transcription. Gene Ontology annotation, molecular function: zinc ion binding; RNA polymerase II cis-regulatory region sequence-specific DNA binding; DNA-binding transcription factor activity, RNA polymerase II-specific. The transcript has 3 exons. The coding region runs from base 106 to 1779 and encodes 557 amino acids. Gene Ontology annotation, cellular component: nucleus. The record is from RefSeq and is a predicted model, not a curated record.
UAUGAGUGCUUGAUGCACCGCCAUCCUAAUCAAAACCCAAAAAAAAAAAAAAUUAUUGUUGUAUUGCGAAUAAUGCUAUAAAAAUAGGCGUAAAAAACAAUAACAAUGAAUAAAAUAAACAAUAAAUGUCGGACGUGUUUCAAUGAAUCCACCAAAGGAUUACAAUCUCUAACAAAAAAGACUUCAACUGAUGAGAAUAAUCAACAAAAAACCUAUGCAGAACUACUUAAUGAGUUGGCCAAUAUUAAUAUAAUGCAUGACAAAUGUUCCAAAAUGCCUCAGUCCAUAUGUGGUCUUUGUUCCAAGAAACUGAAAGCAGCUCACGCUUUCGUCCAGCAAGCUCAGGAGGUUAAUGAACAACUUUAUUCCAUGUUUUUACAAAAUCCUCAGUCGGUGGAUAGGGUUGGUGUUGGAAAGUCAUCGGAUUGUUUGCAAGAGGUUCAAAUCGAUAUUGCAGCAUGUGCUGAGAUUAAAAUGGAACAUGAUGAUGUGGGUGACAGUAGCGAUGGUGUGGUGGGUGUUGAUGUUAUGAUGGCAGAGCCAGAGAUGCUAAAGAAGAGUGUACAAUUGAAAGAGGAGAAUCCAGAAGAAGAUGCUUUAGCUGUAAAUUUUACAAAGAGUGAAGAUAAUUUUGAAGAUUGCAAUGAUCUAAAAGAUUCUUUAGAUGUAACAUACCCUAAUAUUUCUCUAACAAUCCUCACGUCUGACACUGAAGACAACAUUCCAAAUAUUCUGGAACAAACUAUGGACACUUCCGAUAACAAUAGCAAUAUAAAUGAUGGAUCAUGUCAUUCCGCUACAGAUAAUAAUGAUGACAAUGAAUGGUUAAAUGAAUCAAAUAAUUCCACAAAAAAAUCACGAAAAAAGAAAACAUCGCCUACGAAAAAACGUAAAAAAUCACCUAAAACUGAAGAAACUAAGGACAAAAAUGAAGAUGAAUGGUUGCAGGUGAAAUGUAAUGACUGUGAUAAAAUAUUUGAUAAUUCACGGCUAUUAAAUCGUCAUCUGCGUUUAAAUCAUGUACCGGAUGAACUGAAAAUACAAUGUCUCCAUUGUGAGGCAAAAUUCAGUCGUCGCCAUAAUAUGUACGCUCAUAUGCGUCGUAUACAUAAAACCGAAAAUUUAGAAGAGUUUCAAAUACAACCGAAAAAAUCCAACGCCGCGAAGCAGUAUGCCUGUCAACAGUGUACACGUUCAUAUACCAAUAAAUACAAGUUAAUAGCUCAUGUCAAUAGUCAUCAUAAUCCCGACAAUAAAAACACUGCCCCUAAAGAGAAGAUUCUACAACCGAAAAAACGUUUCUUAUGCACACUUUGUGGUCUAAAGUUUGACAGUGAGGGUAAUUUGAAUAUUCAUUUUCGCCGGCAUACUGGUGAAAAACCAUAUAAGUGUGAAUUUUGUGAUCGAGCCUAUCCUAGACUCUACGAUGUACAAGUACAUCGCCGCACACAUACCGGUGAGAAGCCCUAUCAAUGUACCCUCUGUGAAAAGACCUUUAGACGAUCGAACAAAUUAAAGAUUCACAUGCGUACGCACACCAACGAACGACCCUAUAAGUGUACACAGUGUGAGAAGGCUUUUAAACAAUCGAAAGAUUUGAAUAUACACAAACGUACGCAUACCGGCGAGAGACCCUAUAAAUGUGCCGUGUGUCAGAGUACAUUCACCCAGAGUAAUUCGUUGCGUUUACAUCAAAUUAAACAACAACAUUUGGAAAAGGUGAAACCAGUUGAAGAUUUACCAGCGGCAAUGACAUUUAUGUGUCAGCAGCCAACAUAAAGUAUUAUUAAUAUUAGUGAUUUUAUAAAGUAUAAGUUAAAUAAAUUGUAGUCAUAAACAUACAUAA